Larimichthys crocea (large yellow croaker) is the source of this 3165-nucleotide messenger RNA. It is a transcript of the gene tfr1b, whose product is annotated as transferrin receptor 1b. NCBI's taxonomy places the organism in Eukaryota, Metazoa, Chordata, Actinopteri, Sciaenidae. The transcript has 19 exons. Bases 113 to 2392 code for a protein of 759 amino acids. The record is from RefSeq and is a predicted model, not a curated record. Gene Ontology annotation, cellular component: external side of plasma membrane. Gene Ontology annotation, biological process: intracellular iron ion homeostasis; iron ion transport.
GAAGCGCAAUAACCCCCCUUAUAAGGGCACCGUGGCGAGAAGCUCACAAGCUAGAAGGACGUCGCGCGGGGUGUGUGAGCGGUCAUACAGGGCAGCAGCAGUAGCAGCAGCGAUGGAUCGAAUCAGGUCUGCGUUCAGUAACGUGAUUAAGAGUGAGCGAUACAGCAGGUUCACGCUGCAGCCAGCGGAGGACGGAGAAAGGCAGUUUGAGGUCAAGCUCGAUGACGCCACAGAGCCCCCGGGCCAGGUGCCCGGCUCCCCGAGCUUCAGGCCGGCACCUCUGCAGCAGAACAACCGUAAAAUCUGUUACCUGGUCCUGGGAGUCCUGCUGGUGUUUGUUACCGGCUACCUCGUUGGCUUCAUCAGCCACCGUAAACAUCAGGACGAGCCGGUGAACUGCUCCACAGACCUGGAGAAGGACGAGAAAGUGGAAAGCAAUCCAACCGUCAGUCCAGCUGUCGCUCCAGCAGCUCAGGAUCAGAUGGACUGGAAGGACGUCACCCAGCUCCUCGAGCAGAAACUCACGAGCCAGGCCUUUGACAAAACUCUGAGAGACUUUGAUCUGCCGAGACGUUUAGCAGGAAGCGGCGAAGACAUGAGUCAGGCGAACCGCAUCUUCGAAGAAUUCAAGAAACUGGAGAUGCAACCAUGGACCGACAUCCACCAUGUUCAGCUGCAGACGCCAGACAGCGAACGUCCAAAUCGGGUCCUUUUCGGUUCAGAUGUCUUCAAGCCAGAAGGCUAUCUGGCCUACAGCGCACCUGGGAAAGUUGAGGGUAAGCUGGUGUACGGCAACUACGGCCGUCAGGAGGAUCUGGACGUUCUGCAGAAGAAGAACGUUGAGCUGAAGGGUAGCGUGUUGCUGCUCCGAGCUGGAAAGAUCAGUUUCGCAGAGCAGGUGGAUAAUGCUGCCACAAAGGGAGCUGCUGCUGUUCUCAUCUACCCCGAUAAUGAAGAAUACAAGUUUGUAGCAAACACUCCGCUCUACGGACAUGUCCAUCUGGGUUCAGGGGACCCCUACACCCCCGGGUUCCCCUCGUUCAACCAUACCCAGUUCCCCCCAACUCCGUCGUCUGGCCUCCCCAAAAUCCCGGCCCAGACUAUCACCGCCAACAUGGCCACAGCUCUUCUAAAGAAAAUCGGCGGUCCCGAGGCAGACGCGAGCAGUGGUUUCAAAGGCGGCUUCAGCUCGCUGACUUACAGCCUGGGAGGCAGCGAGAACGUCACAGUGGAGGUGAACAACGUGCUCGUCAACCGGGAGAUCCACAACGUGUUCGGCGUCAUCAAAGGAUUCACUGAUCCCGAUCGCUAUGUUGUGCUGGGAGCAAAUAGAGACGCCUGGGACAGAGGUUACGCCAAAGCUACAGUCGGCACCUCUGUACUGAUGGAGCUGGCCAGGGCUGUUCAGGAGAUGGUGGAGAAAGAUGGGUUCAAGCCCAGGAGAAGUCUGGUGUUUGCGAGCUGGAGUGCUGGAGAGUACGGAAAUGUUGGCGCCACCGAGUGGUUGGAGGGUUACAUUUCCUCUAUUGACAAAAAUGUCUUAACCUACAUCAGCCUGGACGGAGUGGUCAUGGGUCAGGGAAGCUUUGUGGCCUCGGCGAGUCCUUUGCUCCACAGCCUCCUGGAGAGAACGAUGAAAGGGGUGAAGAGUCCAGUUGGUUCUCAGACCGUGUACGAGAUGAUGGGAAGAAGUAACUGGGAGGCCAAUGUACUGAGGCCAAUGUCCAUGAACGACCCUGCCUAUCCCUUCCUGGCCUUUUCUGGGAUUCCCUCCGUCUCUUUCCACUUCAUCACUCCCAACACUGAGGCCUACACUUACUACGGCACCAACAUGGACAACGUGGAUCACCUCAACUACGCAACCAACCAUAAAACCAGUGAAAUAACGGUGCUUGCGGCGCGGUUUGCAGGCCAGAUGGCUCUCCGACUGAUCCACGACCACCUGCUCAGUCUGGAUGUGAACCGAUACAGCCCCGUCCUCCUCAAGGCGGUCAGCCAGGUCUACAAACGAAUCGGCCAGCUCUCACGGUCUGGUGAGCUGAAGGAAGUGAGUCCCAUCUGGCUGGGCCGAGCACGUGGGUCCUUCCAGCGGGGCGUCGACAGUAUCAACAAGGACAUCAGCAACACAGAGUUAGACGACAAGGAGGCCUCUCGGAUCCUCAACGACAGGAUCAUGAGGGUCGAACACGGCCUUCUCUCACCGUACGUGACCCCCACCGAGACUCCCUUCCGUCACAUCCUGUUUGGCCGAGGCUCCCACACUUUGGCAUCCGUCGCCCAGACCACUGACAUGGAGCAGCUCCGCACCCAGCUGGCCUUGGCCACCUGGAGCCUGCAGGGAUGCGCCAACGCCAUGGUGGGAAACAUCUGGGACAUCGAUGACGAGAUCUAAGAAGAAGGGGGACGGGGAGUUGUGAGUGUGUGGAGGGUGAGGGGGUCCUGUGUGUGUGUGUGGGUGUGUGUGUUGCAAUGAAAUUCCAGGUAGAGUAGAAGGAGGAGCUCCAAUAUCAGCACUUAAGCACAAGCUGUCAAUCAUUGGUCUAAGCCCCACCCUUUUGAAAUAAGGCUUCUAAUCAGUUUUUUGGGGGGGGUCUUAAUUCCACAAAGAUCCAGGAAGAGGUAGAAAAAUCUAAAACACACGUGAAUACUGUGAAUUAAAUACUUGAAGAAUAUAAACUACUGACACAUCUGCCUCCAUGCCAACACAUCGGACCAGUCGAAGCCUUCGCUGUGACCUCUCGCCAAAAAAAAAAAAAAAACACUGAGAAACCUUAUUUAUACUUCUGUUUUUUUAUCAGUGGCAGUGCCCACUAUAAACUUAUCGUUUGUCUUUUUUUAUACGACGUUAUCGGAAGCAGUGCCUUCCAUAAUUAUGACGGUUAUACCGUCUCAUCCUCUGGCAGCAUCUGCUACAGAAACGACUCCUCAACUGUUGCUGACAAAAUGGAUCCCCCUGAUUUCGAAAAUGAGAUUUAGUUUUCAUCGUACGAGAAAGUGCCGCCUGUCAUCAGCACUUCGCUCGUCAAAGGGGAGAAAAGAGUUUUGUCUGUUUUCAAAAGUAGACUUAAAACCAGAGAGAGCUGAAAUUUAUUUGCGUACCGCAAGUCCAGAGAUGAAUUGAAGCGUUUGACUUGAUUUAUUCUGCAAAAUGCUAAAAAAAAAAAA